AUCUCUAAGUCAAUCUGAAAUUGCUUGCAACAUCAUUUAAAAAACAUUGUGAGCUGAUAGAUAUAAUUUAACUAAAUUGUGGGAUGGGCCCGCAAGGACUAACGCUCAGAGUAUAUCUUAUUAUUGAAACAAGAUUGAUUAACGAGAUGUCUAUAAUGAAAAACUUCUGACUAAAUAGUCCAUAGGCAUUGAUGACUAGGUGAGAUGGCCUGGCGAGAAACAGGAUAACUUUCCCCUUUACAGAUCGUGUUGGCCCUUUGCGGUUCUAAGAUCAUCACUAAUAAAAAACCGAUAACCAUGCGACAGGACAAAAAUAUGAAUCAUUUAGCACCGUAUCUUUCUAUUUGCAUUUCGGUGCGCUUUUAGCGAAAAAAAAAAAAAAUACCCAUACCAGAUGCUUAUGAGCUUAUUCAGCAGCCUAUCAGGAGUAUUCCGGAAUGUUUUGAAGGGUUAAUACAUUUUUAAAACACGUGGCAUACACUAAAAGCCAAGAUCACCGAUAAAGAGCAACCCAUGGAAAUCAACGAUAAAAGUAUUAUUAUCAUUUUUUCAUACUUGUGUAGAUUCUAUAUAAAAACAAAUCGUAGUGAGUUCCUUGUUGCGCAUCAUAAAGAUUUAAUUAAUGGACAGACAAGAAAAAGAGAAGCUACAAAGAUCGUUGGUUAGAAAAUUGAUUCACCUUGGCAAGAUGGUGAAGAUCAAAGGGAAAAAUCGACGACACCAUCGAAGAACGCGUGUCGGGCAUGGACCAUUGGUUAGAAGGAUCUUACUCAAUUCUGCGCAGAUGCUCGCUUCAUUAAGCACCACCUCACUGCAAACGUUAGUAGCAACUAGUGUUGACAGAAUAACUGUGAAUGUCGGAGGAACGAAAUAUGAACUUCCCACGAAACAUUUGGAGAAGUUCCCAGACACUCUCCUCGGCAGCGAACGAAAAAAGUUCUUCUACGAUGAGGAGAGAAUGGAGUAUUUCUUUGACCGUGAUCCCGUUAUAUUUAAGAACAUUGCUGAGUUUUAUCGCGAUGGCAAGUUUCACUUGCCCGCUCCAACAGCGGGCUGUAUGGAAGCCAUCUUGGAUGAGUUGGACUUUUUUGGCAUUCCUCAAUAUCUUGUAUCCGACUGUUGCUGUGAGCACAUUAUUCUGGGAGAUGAAGAACAAACAAAGAAAAAGAAACAGAUGGCGACUAUCGAAAAUAAACUCACCCACCGGUGGACUGCUCGACAAAAACUGUGGGAAUUUCUGACUAACAGUAAGAGUUCCAAAGAGUCGGCAGCGUUUGGCUAUCUGUUUGGAGCUGUCGUGCUCCUGAACAUCUCUGCUAUUGUAGCGGAAACAGUUCCGACAGACUCAGGGCCAAAUCAUGGCGAAGUACAUCAAAAAAUCUUCUUCGGAAUUGAUUCUUUUUGUGUUGGUAUUUUCACCAUCGAGUACAUGGCGCGAUUGUACUCUGCGCCACAAAGAUUAGACUUUGCGCGGGAAAUGUCGAAUGUGAUCGAUCUACUUGGAAUUCUUCCCUAUUAUAUCGCCGUAGUCGAGCGUGCAGUCAGGUCCAACAAUAAGAUAUUGGACUUCGUUGUCACAGUCUUUCGAAUGUUCAGAGUUUCUCGUGUCACGAAAUUGGCUAGGCACUCCGAACAGUUUCAAAAUUUGGUAAUGUCAGUCAGGAGCGCGGCUACGGAACUUGGAGGAAUUCUCUUCUCGUUUCUGGCUUUGAUGGUCACCUUCUCGACCAUUAUGUAUUUUUUUGAAAGCAAAGAAGAUGACACUAAGUUUAUCAGCAUUCCAGAAGCGUGCUGGUACACGUUGGUCACCAUGACAACACUUGGUUACGGUGAUAUUGUUCCCAAGACGGUGAAAGGGAAGCUUCUUGGAGCAGCCUGUUCUUUAAUGGGGGUGCUUCUUCUCUCUUUACCUGUGCCUAUUAUCGAGAGGAAGUUGCACGAAUACGCGAAAAAAUCGAAACCGCCGAAAGAUGAUACUAUAAGUAAACUAGCUGCAUCGCUACCUUCACAAGCAAGCCGGCUUGAUGCGAUCGAAGACAACGCUUGCUUGCAACACAGAGGUAGAGCUCAGAAGAAAGAUCGGCGAGUUCCACACGUGAAACCUCGAACAAUAUCUAUGGUCGUAGAAGUUGACAACUCUUCAACCAGUCUGGCUAUCACUGACAGCAACGGUAGUUCCGCUCAAAGUAGCACCGAGGGUCUUCUCGUCAUGAAGAAUAAAAUAACUGAUGUGCCAUUAAUUGAAGAGCCUGCAGGAUCUUCAGAGGUCAGUGGAAACGAAACAAACAUGAGACCUCCGCCUGAUGUGAAUGAGCCACGUGCACGAAAACACAGGAGUUGGCAUGGCAACGGGAAAGUUUCAGCUAAGGUGGGCCGUGGAAUUUUUACCGAGUCCCCGCCUUCUUCUCAAUAUUUUCCAGUUUGUCGCCAUUAUUCUUCCAGCAGUGAUGACGUUAUUGGUCAAAGAUCGCGAUCCGAGUCUUGUGUGGAUGACUGCAACGAGGAGAGCGAAAUUAUUCCAAUGAAGAGAUUGCACCGACAACGGUCGUUUGAACGAGAAGCAUUUGCAGAUGUAAGUCCUCGAAACUGCCACAGUGUCGGAGACUUAGACAUGAUCGAGGAGAUUUGAUGUUAAGCUGAUAUGAUAGACCAAGUGAACUAGUAAAAACUGACCCAACUUUGCAAGCUGUACUCGUUUCCGCUCUAGAUUUGGCACGGGGAUUUCAUACUGAUGAAGUAUGGUGUAGUUACCAUGCCAUGCGUAUUGGUAGUUACUUUCCCGAUUAUUUCGAACCAAGCAAUAAUCCAGAAAAGAUGCUUCUCAAAUUUGUUUAGAGCUGUGUCGACAAAGAGACUUUUUGACUGAAAUCUCAUCUUUGGCUCGAACGGAGGGAGAAAAAGAAAAGAGUGUACGAGCUAAGGGAUUUUGUACCUUGUAGCCUUUGAGCAGGCUAGGCUGCGCAGAGGGGAAUAGAACAGGGGGAAAAAGUUGUCGUGCGGAGCAAGCAGAACGCGGCGUGGGUACAGUUAUUCUGUAGCACAUAAGGAUGUAAAAGUUGACAACUUCUCACCUUUCUUGAAUCUUCUAGUUUCUAAACGACAGUAUUUCGUACCUGUCUCUUUUGAAUGAAAUAAAGACAAUUUUAUUUGCAAUGGGGCCAAAAAAAACCCUGCUCCAUUAGAUUCCAUUGCACGUUGACAGCAUUAUUUUGUAUUUGGCCUUUUCAACAAAUAAAAGGUAAGUUUAAGCAAACACGAGUGAAACAAACGGUGCAUUCGCCGUUCUUCAGGUGUGGUCCGGUACGAUUUGUGUCUCCCUACGUGACGUAACAACCGAGUCUCUCCGAGUCAACUGCAGAGACUGCAGAACUUUCGUCGUUUUCGUCGCUAUCUUUUUGUGAAUAUUGACGUUUGCUUGAAUUGAAGAAACCCACGAUUAACUCCAUGGGAAGACGUGUGGUAGGGUAAGGGUUUAAAAAAAUAAAUAGGAAAGAUCCAUUGUUCAUUUUAUCCGAGUCACAAAACUGAUUGGUAUACCACGUGCUUCGGAGCUACAGAAAUUCCCGAAAGAAAAUGGUGGCAAUCUAAAUGAAGUUUAAUAAGCUUUCCAUCACUACGUCUGGGACCAAAAAGGAGAGACACCGAUGAAAGUGGAAUUAUAUAUUUAUGCAGUACAAUAUAUAUGUGAACUGCUGACGUUCGUGUAAAUUAUGAACAUGUAAGUCUUUUGUUAACAAACAUGCUUAAAAUCAGCUACACAACCUUAAGCUGUUCAUAAAGAGAAGGGGUUUUUUUAUUAACCCAUUUCUAUUCAAAUUACUGAGAGUUAUGUAACGAUAGUCUCGUGACCUGGCGUGAAUUAUUCGUUAAGCCCACGUGCAUAGGAACUUGGAACUCUGUGUUGUGAACUUGUGUCAUGUUGUGUGGAUUAUAUAACUUGGAGAACUUUAUCUGAAUUGUAUUGUUGAGUCGUUUUGAACUACGUCCAUAACCAGCUUAACUUAACAAGUUGCACAGAGUUAGUAUAGUUUCCAGAGGUUACUAAAAUAAUAGCGCAUUCUGGUUGGUUGAAUAGCUCAGCCUAUGAAGCUAUAUUUACUGUGCUGGAUGGUGAAUUCUAAGCUUGCAGGUUACUAAGCUAUGUCAUGUUUGCAAUCCAGGCAAGUAAACAUAGCAGAUAAAUGGAUGAAAUUCUUUUAUUUGCAAGACAUCAUACCAAGACUGGGAUUUUCAAAGCAUGGGGAAUUUUAGAAAGGACUACCACCAACUUUAGACCAAAAAUGUUUUCAAGAACUAGCUAUAGUACUCAAGACAUUUAGGCAUCAUAAAUGCAGUGGUUUCGCAGAUCACUAGCCUUGACAAGUGACCCGGCAAUAUGUAUUUUUCUUCGCACUGGAGUUUAUCAGUUACUCAAUUUUAGAUGAUAAGUAAAACUUUGCAUGAAGGCAACAACACUGAAAGGUGCUGAAAUAAAGGUAUGGGAUGAAUUUAUUUUUCAUAGUGUUUCCUUUGAUGGUUAAUUUUACUGCUAAAUGUAUAUGUACAUUGAUUUUCAAUUGAUGUAAGUUAUUAUGAAAACUACAGCUCAUACGUGUAGAUAAACAAACAAUUUAUUUUCUUUACUAUUUAAUAUUUUUUUUGGUUCUUUCUUUUAACCUCUGAAAGUUAUACUAAAAGCGUUAUUAGACUCAAUGAACAUUGGUGAAUAUUUACCUCAACUUUGUCUCGGCCAUAGAUAUUCACCAAUGCCCACUUCACCUCCAGAGAAUGAUAAUGUUAAUUAAUUUCUAAUAAUAGUCAGUUAUAAUCCUUUGUCUCAAGAUUGUCUCAUGGUGAUUAGCUUAUGCUCCCUGGCAAUGAGUAGAAAUUCUACUAGUUUAUAAUCUCUCUGAACUAAGUUGUUAUCUAUGUCAAGAAUGCAUGACACAAUUGAUAAUUACUUGCGUUAUGCAUUCUGUCUGU
Orbicella faveolata is the source of this 4962-nucleotide messenger RNA. RefSeq names its product potassium voltage-gated channel protein Shal-like. Lineage: Eukaryota; Metazoa; Cnidaria; Anthozoa; Scleractinia; Merulinidae. Gene Ontology annotation, biological process: action potential; protein homooligomerization; potassium ion transmembrane transport. The record is from RefSeq and is a predicted model, not a curated record. Gene Ontology annotation, cellular component: voltage-gated potassium channel complex; membrane. Gene Ontology annotation, molecular function: voltage-gated potassium channel activity; protein binding.